CGGGCGGGAAACUCAAACCACCCUAAUGAGGCACCGUCCUGCUUACCCUGGGAGUAAUCAUCAUGAUAUAACAAAGGGCAGGGCACCAACGAUUCUUCCCAGCCAGCGCGGGUUGGGCGUUGGUGCCUUGUCCCAGGUUGCCUCCCCCAGUUCGUCUCGUCCGUCCACCUCCUUCCCGGAAAAAGAGAAGAGUCGAAAAAAAAAACCGGCCUAGGUCACACCUGCGCGAUCAAAUUUCUCUCUGCCCGCCCCUUGUGAUCAGGUUUGCCAACCCAGGCCAGCCAGGUCCAUCGUUCGCCAAGCCCGCGUAGCCUUGCGACGGACUUGGUUUUCUCUGGCCUCAGGAGAUUGUCCCUCGCACCAAAGACACACGGCCGCAUUCCACGACUCAUUUGUCUUAAAAACAAGCUGGUCCCGGCCCGUUCGCGACCCUCUCUUUGUUCGCUUAUCUCUGUUCAUAUCGACUUGCCUUGACGUCAGAAUCCCGCCCGUUGUGUCAAUCUCGCGCCUGCCUGGCUUGCCUUUCGAGAGAGAACCUGAAGUCCCUUAAAAGACCACCCACGAGAACCAGGGUCCACAGCAACAUCUCGUCCGCAUUCGCAACAAAGACAACGAAUUGUUUGCUUGCAACGACAACAAAAUGAGCGGAGGACAACACAAUGUUUCUAGCGGACGUGGAGGCGCCGGCAACUUCGUCGACUCGACAAAGAGCCCCAAGAUCCAGCCCGCCGACCUUGAGACCCCUACCCUGAAGACAAACCUGGUGACCACUGGCAGGGGUGGCGCUGGUAAUAUGGCGGCCAACGUCGACCCGGCGGAAACCCGUGCUCGCCAGGACGUGAACCCUGUCGUCCGUCGCGAAAGCCAGGGCGCUCAGCACUCCGGCCGUGGUGGUGCCGGCAACGUCUUCAAGGACGGGGAGGCCGAGCAAGCAAAGAACGCCUUGAACGAAAGCGCCAUCGAGGACAAGCAGCCCGAGAGUCUGGCGCAGAAGGGCAUGAACUUUCUGGGGCUCGGUAAGAAGAACGACAAGCAACAGGUGACCAAGUCCUAAGCCAGAGAACUGGACGCAGCGAUGGCAGAAUAGACAAUUUGGAGGGGGGUAGGUGUGCCAAAGUGAGCUUGGCGAUUGGGACAAAAAAACUUUGGAGAAGGAGGUUAUAAUGAAGAGGAUGAUGAGUUGGUUCUCUUAUACCCGCGUUAACAGGUUUGGCGUUGCGGGACGAUGAUGAUAAAUGACAGUCUCGGUCCUGAUGUUUGCCGGAGUGGAUAUUCUCUCAUGUUGGCUUCUGAUGCAGCGCUACCUUACAUGGAUUUGGACCGCAGCUGCAGGUAAUCAAAAACGGGCAGUAUAAAUUAUUCAGAGGACGAUGAUUGAGUCACCAGUGACCUAUUGACCCCUAAAUCAAAUACCAUCAUUUUGGCCCCCC
Messenger RNA from Diaporthe batatas, 1430 nucleotides. RefSeq lists its product as uncharacterized. Bases 641 to 1054 code for a protein of 137 amino acids. The transcript is spliced from 5 exons. The record is from RefSeq and is a predicted model, not a curated record. NCBI's taxonomy places the organism in Eukaryota, Fungi, Ascomycota, Sordariomycetes, Diaporthales, Diaporthaceae.